Messenger RNA from Schistocerca americana (American grasshopper), 1127 nucleotides. It is a transcript of the gene Clc, whose product is annotated as clathrin light chain. Gene Ontology annotation, molecular function: structural molecule activity; clathrin heavy chain binding. Gene Ontology annotation, biological process: intracellular protein transport; clathrin coat assembly; clathrin-dependent endocytosis. Gene Ontology annotation, cellular component: postsynaptic endocytic zone cytoplasmic component; clathrin coat of trans-Golgi network vesicle; synaptic vesicle membrane. NCBI's taxonomy places the organism in Eukaryota, Metazoa, Arthropoda, Insecta, Orthoptera, Acrididae. The record is from RefSeq and is a predicted model, not a curated record. The transcript is spliced from 10 exons. The coding region runs from base 217 to 981 and encodes 254 amino acids.
CUAGAAGGACAUUGGGAAAUAUUUCAUACUGCCAACAGUCUACUGUAACUUUCCUGUGAAGUGGUGGCUGCAUUGCUGGUGGGGUGUAUCCAACUGUCAAUGUACGUCAUAUGCUGUGUGCUGCAUGUAGUAGUGUGAAGUUAAAGAGAGCAGGUUGGAACGUGGGAGAUAGUUAAUUGGCGAUUUCUGAAGAAUUACUGUAGUGGCUUGGCAGUUAUGGAUGGUUUUGGUGAUAAUUUCGAUCAACCUGAAGUUGAUCCAGCAGCAGAAUUCCUAGCUAGAGAACAAGAUCAACUUGCCGGAUUAGAGGAUGAAUUAAAUCCUGGAAAUGCACCACCUGCUGCAGACGAUGCCAUGUUUGGUACACAAGGUUCUGCCCCUCUCACUGGUAGUUUUGAGAUGAUUGAUAAUUUUGGACAACAGGAUGGGUUAGGACCAGACCUUUUAUCAUCAGCUCCAGAAGGUGUUCCUUCAGAGGUGAAAGCAGAAUCAGAGCCACUUGAUGCAGAAUCAAAGGAAACUGAAGCAGAAAAUUCAGCAAAAGUUCAGCUGGAUGGUUUAACUAGUCAGCCAAAAAUAUUUUCGACACCAACACCUCCAAAACCGGUUGUAAAGGAAGAACCAGAAAAAAUUAGGAAGUGGAGGGAAGAACAGAAGAAACGCCUUGAGGAGAAAGAUGCUAAUGAAGAAAAACGGAAGGAAGAACUACGGGAGCAAGCUAAGAAAGAGCUGGAAGAAUGGUAUAAGCAUCAUGAGGAGCAGAUAGCCAAAACAAAGGCGGCAAAUCGGGAAGCAGCUAAGAAUGCUGAGAAACAAUUUGUUGCUGAAGCAGGAGAAAUUGAGCCAGGCACUGAGUGGGAGAGGAUUGCAAAGCUGUGCGAUUUCAACCCCAAAUCAAGCAAGACCAGUAAGGAUGUCUCCCGCAUGCGUUCCAUUAUUCUUCAGUUGAAACAGACUCCUCCUGCAGCUAAGCGUGCUUGAGGAUAUAUUCAGCAAACUGAAUAAACAACAUGUCACCUUGUAGUUAAGAAAUGUUGUUAACUGUCGAAUCAUUACCUAAACAUGUAGGGAAUAUCUGAAAAAUUCUAUAUUUUCAUGUUGAAAAUAAAUGCCUCACUUCAAUAUAA